AUGAUUACUUUACUUCCCUGACCUCAAGCGUUGAUAAAAGUUUGUAUACUUAGUGAGUUAUUUUGGUAAUCGGUGACAUUUUAGUGAAGUGCCUAAUUUGAUCAUGGAGGCUAUAGCAAAACACGAUUUCACUGCAACUGCUGAUGAUGAGCUCAGCUUUAGGAAGAAUCAAGUCCUCAAGAUACUAAACAUGGAGGACGAUAUGAACUGGUACAGGGCUGAAUUAGAUGGCAAAGAAGGACUAAUUCCUAGUAAUUACAUUCAAAUGAAAAGUCACAGUUGGUAUUACGGAAGAAUCACAAGAGCGGAUGCAGAGAAACUUCUAGCAAAUAAACCAGAGGGUGGUUUCUUGAUAAGAAUCAGUGAAUCAAGCCCUGGUGACUUCUCCUUAUCUGUCAAAUGUCCGGAUGGCGUGCAACAUUUCAAAGUUCUACGGGACGCGUCCAGCAAAUUCUUCCUGUGGGUGGUGAAAUUCAAUUCACUCAAUGAACUCGUGGACUACCACCGUAAUGCGUCAGUCAGCCGCCUGCAAGACGUCAAGCUCAGAGAUGUUGUUCCUGAAGAGAUGUUGGUGCAAGCGCUGUACGACUUCACUCCGCAGGAGGCCGGCGAGCUGGAGUUCAGGCGUGGUGACGUCAUCACGGUCACUGACCGCUCCGAUCAGCAUUGGUGGCAGGGCGAGAUAGCGCACCGGCGCGGGCUGUUCCCGGCGUCGUACGUGACGGCGUACCACCAGUCAUAGUGCGCGCGCGCCGCUCGCCCUUGCCUCUCUACGCCGCUCGCCCGCGCGCCCCGCCCGACAAUGAUCACACUCGCCUACCUACUAUCAUAUCAAUAACUCGGUCACACAACGAACAUUCACCUAGUAAAGCUACUACAUGAAAACGUUAUAGUUUUCUCGGUUUUACUACAAAUUACGUAUCUUCGUAUCUUAUGCGAUUUUAAAUUAUCACUAGCUAGAGUUAUUGAGUAAGGCACCAAGUGUCAUCAAUGUCUCGCUCGGAUCAUGUUUGAUUUUUAUAUAAUGUUUUGACGAGUAUAUGGUGCUUCGUGUUCACAGCCGAUUAC
Molecule: messenger RNA, 1068 nt
Organism: Spodoptera exigua (beet armyworm)
Lineage: Eukaryota; Metazoa; Arthropoda; Insecta; Lepidoptera; Noctuidae
Source: the annotation of a GenBank genome assembly